UGGGUUCGGUCCGCGGAGGUUCGGGUUCCGGUGUCCACGCGCGUGGAUUCUGCGCGCUCGCUCCCGGGCAGGCCCGGGCUUGUCGCCGGCGCCACUUCCUGCAUUUGCAAUUCCCCUGCCUCCGUCCCCGAGGGAGCUACGAUGGCCCACCAGCUCCGAGCAGAUCAUGAAGACGGGGGCCGUUUUGCUUCAGGGUUUCAUCCAGGACCGGGCCGGGAGGAUGGCUGGGGAGUCACCCGAGCUGAACCUGGAGCAGGCACCCCAGGAUGCGUCCACCAAGAAGUUAAGCGAGUGCCUCAAGCGGAUCGGAGAUGAGCUGGACAGCAAUAUGGAGCUGCAAAGGAUGAUUGCAGACGUGGACACAAAUUCACCCCGAGAGGUCUUCUUCCGAGUGGCAGCUGAAAUGUUUGCUGAUGGCAACUUCAACUGGGGUCGGGUUGUUGCCCUCUUCUACUUUGCCAGCAAACUGGUGCUCAAGGCCCUGUGCACCAAGGUACCUGAGCUGAUCAGAACCAUUAUGGGCUGGACGCUGGACUUUCUCCGGGAACGGCUGCUGGUCUGGAUCCAAGACCAGGGUGGCUGGGGUCUGACCUGGAAAUUGCUAUGUAGAACUUCUCAUCCUCCUGGUUCCACCUCCCUUUUGCUGGGAUUGCAGGAUGGACUCCUCUCCUACUUUGGGACUCCCACGUGGCAGACAGUGACCAUCUUUGUGGCUGGAGUCCUCACUGCCUCACUCACUAUCUGGAAGAAGAUGGGCUGAGGCUGCCGGCUGCCUUGGACUGUGUUUUUUCUGCAUAAAUUAUGGCAUUUUUCUGGGAUGAAUGGGGAUGGGGGAUGGGCAUUUUUAUUACUUUU
This is a messenger RNA of Jaculus jaculus (lesser Egyptian jerboa), 855 nucleotides long. RefSeq names its product BCL2 associated X, apoptosis regulator (gene Bax). The transcript is spliced from 7 exons. The coding region runs from base 167 to 760 and encodes 197 amino acids. Gene Ontology annotation, cellular component: mitochondrial outer membrane. Gene Ontology annotation, biological process: positive regulation of apoptotic process; extrinsic apoptotic signaling pathway in absence of ligand; release of cytochrome c from mitochondria. The record is from RefSeq and is a predicted model, not a curated record. Gene Ontology annotation, molecular function: channel activity; protein heterodimerization activity; protein homodimerization activity. NCBI's taxonomy places the organism in Eukaryota, Metazoa, Chordata, Mammalia, Rodentia, Dipodidae.